CUUAUUCUUCUUUUCCCAUUGUUGUUGUUGAUUGUUCGUUUUCUCUCUAUUUUCUUCCCCCAAACCAAACCAUUGAAAAAGUGAACUACUUAGCAUAGUUGAAGAUCACCAUUCAAGGAAAGAAAAAAACACAAAACCCAAAAGAAAAGAAACAUAUGAGAUGAGUUUUGGCUUUUUUCUUAGAAUUAUUAUACUCAAAUUCUUCCAAUUUCUUGCCUGGCCUCCAUUUACAUUGGUGUGUCCUUUGUAUGCUUCGAUCCGGGCAAUAGAGAGUAAUACACAGUCCAACUAUCAGCAAUGUCUCACCUAUUGGGUUUUGUAUUCUGUUGCCAAAAUCUUGGAGUCCAUGCUUGCAAAGCUCCUAGUGUGGUUCCCCUUUUGGCAUUAUGUAAAGGGCAUAACCACCUUCUUGCUGGUGGUACCUUACUUUCAUGGUGCUUCUUAUAUCUAUUUGCUCCUCAUUAAGCCCUACAUUUCGGGGAAUUCACAAAUAUGCGGCCAUUUACUCAUCCCAAGGACAAAGGCUUGCUUGUUAAAUGAGCAAAAUGACAUUCUUGAUGCUGCAGAUAGCUACAUCAGAGAAAUUGAAGAGGAUGAAUGGGAGAAAUCCAUCAUUUACAAGGGUGGAUCCAAAUCUAAUCAUGACAGCAUAGAAAGUGAUCUGAUAUGGCUAUCAAGUCCAGAGAAAGUUCAGGAGCGGAACACUACCAGCAAAAAAUGUAUGCAAAAAAAUUUCAGAGAAGAGAAGCACAAGGGCAUGGAAGAGGAACGUAGAAGAAAUGAAGUAGCACAUGAAACAGUAAGCUUUCCUUUAACAAUGGAGAAAGAAGAUGGGAUGACUUCACUUGGGAAUUUAAACCAAACUAAAUGGGUGAACCUCAACAAAUUGAGCAGUCUCUUCCACCCAGUCACAAGAUCAUUUGGAUUGUGUACAUGGGAAAAGCCAGAGUUUGGGUGGACAAAAUUGAAUACUGAUGGAUCUGUAGGUCGGGAUAAUGCUAGCUUUGGUGGUUUGCUUCGUGAUUACAAUGGUGACCCUAUAUGUGCUUAUGUUUCUAAAAUUCCUAUAAAUGAUAUUUUCUUGGUUGAAUUAUUGGCUAUUUGGAGAGGCCUUGUUCUUGCCUUGGGACAAGGGAUUAAAGUAAUAUGGGUUGAAUCAGACUCACUGAGUGUAGUCAAAACCAUCAACAAAGAGCAGACCUAUGGUCCAAGGGCUAGUAGCUAUUUGAAGCGCAUUUGGUUGCUCUUAAAGAAGUUUGAGAAGUAUGAAGUCUCUCAUUCGUGGCGUGAAACUAAUAGAGCUGCAGAUUAUCUUGCAAAGAUGGAUCUCAUGGGAAGUGAUGUUGUUUUAUGGCCUGUUGGCUUUCCUGAUAGCCUUUGUAGUAUUAUCAAUGAGGAUGCUCAGGGAAGGUGGUAUCGUAGAGUCUCUUUGUUUUCUAGAAAAUGAAAAUAGAAAACAAAAAGCAAAAAGCACCACUUGACCGACCUUAGCUUUCUCAAGCCCGGUCUGAUGGGUGAUGACCCUUCAAACAAGGAUGAUUCAAAGUUAUUGUAGAAACAGAUACAAGAAUGAUAGUGUGUUUUAUGAGAAAUUGAAGUCUAAAAGAGUUAGAUUUGAAUCAUUGAAAUAGCACAGGAGGUGGUGGAUCACAAGGUUUUCAAUUGACAUGGUAGUUUGUAACGCUGUGUUUGGUUGGGAGAUUUGAGCAGAGAUUUGAAAAUGGAGAUGGUGGAUCACAGGGUCUAAUGGGUGAAUUCUUUUUUAAUUUUCUUUUCAAAUGCCUUCUCAAAUCUCUCAACAAAACACAGCGUAAGAGCUUUUAAAUUGAUCAGAUUCUACUGGGCACUUGUUUUUACCGGCCUUUUAUCACAAUUAUGUAAAGAAAAAUGAUGUGUACUCCGAGAUUUUAUGUAGGAUGACGUUGCCGGUUAUGAUUGGCCUAUGAGAGGACCAAUGAUAGUUAACCAAAUGAAUGGACUACUUUUUGGUCUCGCAGCA
This is a messenger RNA of Camellia sinensis, 1999 nucleotides long. RefSeq lists its product as uncharacterized. Gene Ontology annotation, molecular function: nucleic acid binding; RNA-DNA hybrid ribonuclease activity. The record is from RefSeq and is a predicted model, not a curated record. NCBI's taxonomy places the organism in Eukaryota, Viridiplantae, Streptophyta, Magnoliopsida, Ericales, Theaceae.